UAUAGAUACCAAGUAAAAUAAUUUGCACUACCGGUCACCUUGCUAUUUGUGUAAGAGGUGUAGGAUUUGCGUAUAUCUUAAUUAUAAUGACUGCGUUAGGUGGUUUUAUGGAAUUUUUUCAGAAAGGAAAGACAUUUAGGCCGAAAAAGAAAUUUGCUCAUGGGACAUUACGAUAUUCGUUGCAUAAACAAGCACAAGCUUCGUUAAAUUCAGGAAUUAAUUUAAGAUCUGUUGUAAAAUUGCCACCUGGAGAAGAUCUUAAUGAUUGGAUUGCAGUUCAUGUGGUAGAUUUUUUUAAUAGAAUAAAUCUGAUAUAUGGUACUGUUUCUGAAUAUUGUGACUCUGCAUCUUGUCCAACAAUGAGUGGUGGAGCCCGUUUUGAAUACUUGUGGGCAGAUGGUGAAAAAUAUAAGAAACCUACUGCAUUGCCAGCACCUCAAUAUGUUAGUCUUCUUAUGGAUUGGAUUGAAGCACAAAUUAAUAAUGAAACCAUCUUCCCUGUGUCAACAGAUGUACCAUUUCCAAAGACAUUUGUGCCAUUAUGCAGAAAAAUUCUAACACGAUUAUUUAGAGUUUUUGUUCAUGUUUAUAUACAUCAUUUUGAUCGUAUUGUAGCAAUAGGAGCAGAAGCACAUGUAAACACAUGUUACAAACAUUUUUACUAUUUUGUAACAGAAUUUGAAUUAAUAAAUAUAAAAGAGUUAGAACCAUUGGCUGAAAUGACAGCCAAGGUUUGCAAAGAUACUGCAUCACCAACACAAACAACAGCACCAUCAAAUAAUGCUAGAUAG
Habropoda laboriosa is the source of this 791-nucleotide messenger RNA. RefSeq names its product MOB kinase activator-like 3 (gene Mob3). NCBI's taxonomy places the organism in Eukaryota, Metazoa, Arthropoda, Insecta, Hymenoptera, Apidae. The coding region runs from base 87 to 791 and encodes 234 amino acids. Gene Ontology annotation, cellular component: nucleus; cytoplasm. The record is from RefSeq and is a predicted model, not a curated record. Gene Ontology annotation, molecular function: protein kinase activator activity. Gene Ontology annotation, biological process: positive regulation of protein phosphorylation; signal transduction. The transcript has 5 exons.